Molecule: messenger RNA, 632 nt
Organism: Halteromyces radiatus
Lineage: Eukaryota; Fungi; Mucoromycota; Mucoromycetes; Mucorales; Cunninghamellaceae
Product: Flavinator of succinate dehydrogenase-domain-containing protein
Exons: 1
Coding region: 28-513 (161 amino acids)
Biological process (GO): mitochondrial electron transport, succinate to ubiquinone; tricarboxylic acid cycle; protein-FAD linkage
Cellular component (GO): mitochondrion
Source: RefSeq, a predicted model, not a curated record
UUUUUUUUUUGUUAUUACAACGUUACUAUGAUGUUAUUAUCUACACUCAAAAGACAAACCGUUCUUUCUGGAUCAGCAAGACGCACAUUGAGCAGCAGUUGUAUUGUAUGGAAACACACUUACCAAGAUCCUUUCCCUAAUCUUUCGAUUCGUCAUUCACCUGACAUGGAUGUAGACACACCUUAUCCCAACUUGCCACCUAUUCCACGCCCCAAUGAACCAGAAGACAAGAAACGUGCACGACUCAUCUAUCAAUCAAGAAAGAGAGGUACUUUGGAAAAUGAUUUGUUGUUAUCGACAUUUGCUCAGAAAUACUUGCCUACGUUUACCAUGCAACAACUCGAAGAAUAUGACAGUUUGUUGGAUGAACCCGACUGGGAUCUGUUUUAUUGGGCCACUUUUAAAAAACCUCACCCUGAAAAAUGGAAGGAUAGCAAGGUGUUAAAAAUGAUUUGUGAACAUGCAAAGAACAAGGACAAGAAAGUAUUGCGCAUGCCGGAUUUGAAGGAAUAGAUUUGUUGUAUAUAUGUUAUUAAGUUGAUUGAAUAUAAUAUAUAUUUUUUUUUUUUUAAAAAAAAAAGGGGGGAUUUUACAAAAAUGAAAAAUAAAAAUUAGAUUUGGUUCAUUGACAA